CUCCCUCUGCGCCCGCUCCGCUCCCCCCUCACCGCCCGGCUCUCCCUCUGCGCCCGCUCCGCUCCCCACUCACCGCCCGGCCCUCCCUGCCGAGGACAGCCCUCGCCAUGUCCUUCCGCCAGCGGAGCCCUCACGGCAGCACGAAGAGCAGCCCGCAGCACCCCCCGCGCUGGGCCCAGGCGCGGAAACGCGGCGCCGAUGGGAGGCGGCGGAGGCAGAACGAGCCCGAAUCCUCGGUUUUUGAGGAAAACGAGCCCCGUCCUGCGGAGAGCCGGCAGGACAGUUUUACAACACCAGAAGGCCCUGGACCCCUUUCCCGGUGUUCAGACUGGGGAACUGCAGUGGAAGAAGAGGAAAUGAGGACCAAUGUCAACAAAGAAAUUGCAAGGUACCCCUGGGUGUUUAGGGUCAAGUGGGGAAAAGAGGGGAAAUGGUAGUUGUCUUGUAGAAUC
This is a messenger RNA of Lepidothrix coronata (blue-crowned manakin), 452 nucleotides long. Its product is annotated as histone RNA hairpin-binding protein-like. Lineage: Eukaryota; Metazoa; Chordata; Aves; Passeriformes; Pipridae. The transcript is spliced from 3 exons. Bases 108 to 437 code for a protein of 109 amino acids. The record is from RefSeq and is a predicted model, not a curated record.